Rattus norvegicus (Norway rat) is the source of this 6375-nucleotide messenger RNA. It is a transcript of the gene Palb2, whose product is annotated as partner and localizer of BRCA2. NCBI's taxonomy places the organism in Eukaryota, Metazoa, Chordata, Mammalia, Rodentia, Muridae. Gene Ontology annotation, biological process: double-strand break repair via homologous recombination. Gene Ontology annotation, cellular component: protein-containing complex; DNA repair complex; nuclear speck. The record is from RefSeq and is a predicted model, not a curated record. Gene Ontology annotation, molecular function: DNA binding; single-stranded DNA binding; protein homodimerization activity.
GGUAGCGCGCGGGACCUAUGCGACUCGCCAGUCACCCAGUGAGGGUGGACUAGGUCCGUGUUUCUCCCCGGGAUUCCUUCUGGCCCCAGGAAGGCUCGGUUGGGUCCCCGUGACCACAGGCUCGAGGCUGGCGACGGCUGCUCCUUGCGUUUGUCUUCCAUCCCGAUGGAAGAGCUUUCCGGGAAGCCCCUCAGUUGUGCGGAGAAGGAAAAGGUGCCCGGGUUGCGGGAAGGGUGACCCAGGGCUUUAACUUGGGUUUUCAAGCCUGGUUCCUGUAUCUGAGGCAGUGUCCUCCGACAUACCUUCCAUGAAAAGUCAUUGAGACAAGCGCGCUGCUCUCGUGGUGAAACUUAAAAUGCAAAUUAGCCAAACCCAACUUCUAGUGGCACUGCAUAAAUAUUAGGUGUAAAAGUUUACAUAUAGGUAAACCUAGAGGCCCUCUUCUGCAUAAACAUUAGGUGUAAAAGUUUACAUAUAGGUAAACCUAGAGGCCCUCUUCUCAUCCUCUCCACCCCUGCCCCUUCACAUAAAUCUUUCAGUAGUCUUGUACUUACGUUUUCGUGUUUGUGUAUUUAGGGCUUGACCUCCAAAAUAGGAGAAGGGGAUGUUCAUAAUGUAUACUCUGGUUGGUUCUGCAACUGAUUUUCUCUAAGUUUAAGACCCACUUUGGAACAGGACGAAGGGAAGAAAAAAUAUAAGUAUUACAUAUAAUGAGUAGUUAUUCUCUGUGUGUGUGUGCAUACAAAUUUAGUGUAGUAGUUUGGAAGAGCUCUCAUUUCUUUCCAGCUCAGUAUAUUCUCCUGCAAGACUUAAAUAUUGCUUGUGUGUUCUUGAGCUUGCUGUGCAAAGUUAGCAUUCACGUUAAUUUGCCCUAUCCUGUCUUACCUUAGAAGGGUGGUAAAGAUCAUUUACAAGUAAACAAGAUAACCCCCACUUACUGAUUGAGGACAUGAUAACAACAGAAGUUAAGAGCACAGACUCUGGGCCUUCCUAAUGCUGUGACCCACCCUUUAAUACAGUUUUCAUGUUGUGAGGAUCCACGACCGUAAUUUCAUUGCUACUUCAUGACUAUAACUUGCUACUAUUAGGCAUCAAAAUGUAAAUCUGUGAUAUGAAUCCCCUCAGGGGUCUGGAGCCACAGCUCUAGGUACUGCCUAGGGGAUUUAAAUGGAGCAGUUAUAAAUGGCAGCACCCUGGAGGAACUACUUAUUCUCUGUUUAGUUUGCAUAUCUAUAAAAGGAAGGUGAUUAUAUAGUAAAAUCUACUUAUUAGGGUUAUCGUGAGUGUUAAUUGAGUUAAUGGACAUUAAAGUCAUCCCUAGGACCAACUGAAGCAAAUUAUGAUGGUAUCAGCCAUUUUUGUUACUGUGUGUCUGAGAAUGGAUGGGCUCUGAAGUCCACACCAUGCUCGGGGAACUGAGGUGGGCAAAGUGCUUAAGAAAAGUUUAAAAAGUUUAAGUUGUUAGUAACUUUCACUGCAGCUUUUUUUGCUGCUUUUUGGUCUGUAGAGGCUUUUUUUUUUUUUUUUUUUUGACUGAAUACAAAACAGUUACAGUGCACUGUAACUGUCUUCAGACACACCAGAAGAGGGCAUCAGAUCCCACAGAUGGUUGUGAGCCACCUCGUGGUUGCUGGGAAUUGAACUCAGGACCUCUGGAAGAGCAGACAGUGCUCUUAAGAAAGGACCUUGUAUCCCAGGCCAGUCUUCAACUUACUAGGAAGCUAAGGAUGACCUCCCAAGUGCUGGGGUUACGGGUGUUCACCAAAAAUCUGGGUUUAUGCGGUGCAGAGGAUCAAAGCGCAUGCUCGAUGAGCAUUCUGCCAAGCAAGAUACAUUGCUAGCCCCUUUGUGUUGUUUUAAAAGGAAUAUACUGAGGAUAGAAAUGCAGCAGUUGUCUGAAGGAUGAGUGCAGGGUUCCCAAAGGAAAGACAAGGAUGGCUUUGCUGCUGAGAGAGCAUUUCAACCACAGAAGCUAAGGAGACAGAGAGAAGCUAAACUUUCAGGGACUGGUAAUUUAGCAUAGCCUAAAUGAACUUAUUUGCAAAAGCAUUGUAGAAAUGCCUGCUGCGUGCCUGGCUUGGAACUCACUGGCUUUCUUCUAUGUAUUCUUCAGAUGUAUGAGCCAGGUCUGCCAUGGAGCUUUCCUAGUUGUGGGGUCUAUAAUAAUUACACAUACACUGUUUUCACAAGACUAAUUCCUUCCUUUAGAUCUAGGUGCAAGUGGUAGCACUCAGAAUGCCUCCAUGACUACACUCCUUGAAGUAGUUCCUAAAGUUCCUACAGGAAGCUAGUUACUUAUGUCACCCAGAUUAAUCUAGGUACUUCUUACUAUGACAGAUCUUAUCUGUGCUCUUGAAUGUUAUCUGCAUUCCUCAUUACAAGUAAUUGCCUUAACCACCUUGUACCUCAAGUACCAGAGAUAACUAACACUGCGUAUGUCACUGAGGGGUGAGUAUUGGUUACUAUUGCAAGUUCCUGGACCAUUGAUAAUGAGCAUUUAUUGGUUGAUUGACUAUGGUAACAGCCAGUCCCUGCUUUUCAAAGUGAUGGAAAGAUACAAGAGAAAAUGGACAGCAUAGCGAAUGGUGCAGUAAAUUUUGAGAAGAGCACAGAGGAAAAGAAGAAUGUCUAAACUUGGUUUGAGCAAGAACCUUGAAGUCCAUCCUAGGAAAGAAAUCCUGCAAACUGAGGCUUGAGGAAUCCAUAGGAAUUGCUCCAUAUGACAGGAAACCACCAUGAAAGUCCUAAGACAGCUUGGUCCUUUGUAGGAACUGAGAAAAGGUUUGAGUGGGAAACCUCUCUUCCUGUACUGAUCUUGCUGAGGGAUGAUGCUAUUGAGCUAUGCACAUUGGGCACCAUAUGCAAUCUCAGGCCCUAUAGGCACUAUAUCCAUUCCCUCUGAUCUCACCUUUCCUCUGCUCAGAAUUGUUAAUGUUUUUCUUCCAGUUGAAGGAAAAGCUAGCAUUUUUGAGAAAGGAAUACACCAAGACACUUGCUCGCCUACAGAACCUAUAAAUAAAGGCUUUCCUUGUGACGCUUCGUUACAAAGCGACCAUCUUGAUGAGGAGACUGGAGAAAACAUCUCUCAGAUACUUGAUGGUGAUCCUCAGUCCUUUAACUGUGAAAGUGGCCAAGAAGUCUUACAUACACCAAGAGCAGGUGACAUCCAAGGACAAUUUUUACAUAGCACCAGCAGCCCUGAUGGUAAGAAAGGGCAGAGUGCAUUUCCAGGGACAACAAAGAAGCUGCGGAAGAGAUCAUCUGUUUUACAGGAAAAGGACGAUUUCUUUGACACUAGUUCUCUUGUGCUCCCUGGUAGGCACCAAAAAAGACAGGAAACAGUCAGUAGCAAGAAUCCUAGGGCCCCAGAAAUUGAAAAGACUCACCUUUUAUGUCUGAAGUCUCAAACUCCUGACCCUCCAGCCCUUGUUACAGAAAUUGAUGGAGGGGGUAGAUUAAUUGUACCAUCUGGCAAAUCAGAAAGAGGUAUUGAUACACCUGUGAGAGGAAACAAUGUCUCUAGGGAGACUACAGUUCCUUCAUGUACUGCUUCAGACAGCAAUCAUAGUGGACACCUUGAACUUACACCUCCUAACAGUGGCUGUAAAAUUACUACUCAGGGCCCCGCUUCAUCCAUAAACCUGGUGGCACAAGACAAAAAAACGACUAUUUUUACAGAUAACCCAGUAGUAUAUAAACCUGUGAGUGCUGGCAGUCAGCUGCCAGGAAGUCCUAAUUCGUGUUCUGUAAAUGACCUCACUCACAGUAACUUGCCAGCAAAUACUACCCCAAACUCUAGAUCUUUAAAAUCUCCUGAUAACAUUGUUGAUGGGAGAAAUGAAAAUCUUGAGGAAGAUGAAAUUGUUGGUCUAUCUGAGAACCUCAGCCCAGCAGCAGUCUCUCCUCCCUCCACAGAAAGUCAAAUACAUUCUUGUACGAUGCUUGAAGGCCUUCUGUUUCCUGCAGAGUACUAUGUUAGAACAACCCGUCGUAUGUCAGAUUGUCAGAGGAAAAUAGCUCUGGAAGCUGUAAUUCAAAGUCAUUUGGGUGUCAAGAAGAAAGAGCGUAAAAAGAAAAACAAAGCAACUAAAAAUCUAGUCCUCUCCAGUGAAGAAACUGACCAAAGUGAAAGUGGUAUGUUGGACACCAGCAUAGGACACUCAAGUUCAGAAAGCCUCUCUCAGAAACUAAUCUCACCAGUUGAGGUCAGCUCUCCUCUGGGACCUGCCAACAACAGAUCUAAGAAAGCCACUGCACGGCCACCAGGUAGAGGGCACAGAGAGAAACGAACAUCAGCCUGCACCUCCACACUGGGUCACCAUCAGCUGCUUUUCCCUCCUUGUGCCGCCCUGGCUGUUAACAGGACCAGGGGCAAAUUCACAAAGCAUAAGUGUCAGAACAGAGACGUGAUUAUUCAUGACUUUGAAUUACCCGAUGAAGACUUUGGGCCUCUUAAACUUGAAAAAUUGAAGUCCUACUCAGAAAAACUGAUUGAGUCUCCUGACUCAAAAAACUGUGGUGAGAGUCUUCCUACAGAAGGAAAACAUGCUGUUCUGGAGGAACUGCAGAUAGAUUCGGAAACAGAGGGCUUGGAAGUGGAACUCACUGUUCUACCAGGAGAAGCAUGCCAUCCAGGGCCAACCCUGAGAUGGCAGCCAGUGAGCAAGGGCCUUUCUUCAUCCAUAGUGCUUUUCACUCCUACAGACACCGCUGCACCUAACAACAGUGACAGGUCUACUGCUUCCCUGUGCUCACCUGCUUUCCCCGUCUUAGGCAGGACUCCAGCUUUUGGCUCCCAAGCAACCGGUGAGAAUAUAUCUGCUGAAGCUGGACAGCCUUGCUCUACAUCCCGACCUUCUCACUUGGGAGAAACAAACAGUCUUGUUAAUAAGAAUAAACAGUGCGACAGUUCAGCCUGCUCACCAAAACUGGAUACCAGCCUGCAAGUGUCAGGUAGGCAAGGACAAGCUACCUGUGACAGUGACUCUGGCCCCCAAGCAACACCUCUACCCAUUGAGUCAUUCACUUUCAGAGAAGAUCAGCUUUGUGGAAGUGCAUGCCUCGAGUUACAUGAACAUUCCACCGAACAGACUGAAAUUGCAGAUCUCCCUGCUUGUGACAGUUUAAGCCCAGGCAACCUACAGUUGGUUUCAGAGUUAAAGAAUCCUUCCAGUUCCUGCUCUGUGGAUGUGAGCGCCAUGUGGUGGGAAAGAGCUGGUACUAAGGAGCCAUGUAUCAUAACUGCUUGUGAAGAUGUAGUUUCUCUUUGGAAACCGUUGGAUUCUAUGCAGUGGGAGAAAGUUCAUACCUGGCACUUCACAGAGGUUCCAGUAUUACAAAUAGUUCCAGUGCCUGAUAUUUACAGUCUUAUAUGUGUAGCUUUGGGAAGUUUGGAAAUCAGAGAAAUCAGGGCGUUGCUGUGCUCCUCUGGUGAUGAAUGUGAAAAGCAAGUCCUCCUGCAAUCUGGAGACAUAAAAGCUAUGCUUGGCCUGACAAAGAGGAGACUGGUUAGUAGCACUGGGACCUUUUGCAAUCAACAAAUACAAAUCAUGACAUUUGCUGAAGAUGGAAGCAGCAAAGAUGAACAGCUUCUGAUGCCUCCUGAUGAGACUAUACUGACUUUCGCUGAGGUCCACGGGAUGCAGGAAGCCCUGCUUGGUACUACCACUGUGAACAGCAUUGUGAUCUGGAAUUUAAAAACUGGCCAACUCCUGAAAAAGAUGCACAUUGAUGACUCUUACCAAACUUGUGUCUGUCACAGAGCCUAUUCUGAGAUGGGGCUCCUGUUUAUUGUUCUGAGUCAUCCUUGUGCCAAAGAGAGCCAGGCCUUUGGCAGCCCCGUGUUUCAGCUGCUGGCAAUUAACCCUAUGACAGCUCAGAGUGUGGGUGUUCUGCUGUGCUCCCUUCCUCAGGGGCAGGCUGGAAGGUUCCUGGAAGGGGAUGUGAAAGAUCAUGUUGCAGCAGCAGUCCUGACUUCUGGGACAAUUGCCAUUUGGGAUUUGCUUCUGGGUCACUGCACGGCUCUCCUCCCACCUGUCUCUGACCAGAGUUGGUCUUUGGUUAAAUGGUCAGGUACAGAUUCUCACCUGUUAGCCGGACAAAAGGAUGGAAAUAUAUUCAUAUACCGCUACUUUUAAGAGGCAAAUAGGUGUUUCCUCUAUUUUUUUUUUUUUAAGAAUACAAUAUCUUAAUGACAUUUUAUGUGAUUACUUGAAUGUAUUUCCCACAAACUUAAUUUUAUUCUGAUGGUGGCACUACUGACUGAACGUUUGCUUAUACUUACUUUCAGGUUAAUGGUUUUAAGUCAUUCUUUGCACAUCUGCUAUUACAGCUGUACAUAUGCAGUAAAUGUUAAUAAAUAUUUAUUUUGAUACA